AGCACCGCUUCAAUUCGAACUAAUCUAACUUUCCAAUAAGCUAGAGACGUCCGUCAACUGCAGCGGAUCAGAAAAUCGAUUGCCAUCGGAGAGUCUUCUCUUGCGUGACUUGUUCGGUAAGAGCCAGCUACAGUACAUCAACUACAAGCUAGAAUAUGGAUUACGUUACGAUCCGAAAGUAGUCGAAAGUAAACGUCAGACGCCGCAACAGCACCAAUCGACGCCAGUGUUUCCGCUGGUAAAUGCAAGCAAUGAGGAAGAAAAGCCGACCCUUUCGCCAACGCCACCACUACUGCUGCUACUACCGGGAGAAGCGGUGAUCGCGGAAAAUGAAACCUCGACCAGUACCACACCUGUUCCCCCGCCAUCGGUGUCGAUUGGUCCGAACGACUCGGUCAGUAACGUCAUGCGGCCACCCACGCGAAUCGAGAAUGCUGUUGCACUGAUAGGGGAACGUUUGCAGAAACUUUUCUUGCACAGUUUAGAACCCAAUACUACAGAGUCCCAAGUUAUUGAAAGGUUGAAAUCUCCGCUGACCUUGUUCAGUGUGUUCAACGUGAUCAAAUUUGAAAAUGCACCGUGUUUGGCGAAAAGGGACAACCAAGCUACGGCGUACGGAAUUUGCUACCACGAGGUGGAGUGUAACCAGCUGGGAGGGGUGCCAAUGGAUCUAUGUGCUGCCGGAUUCGGGGUUUGUUGUGUUUUUCAACUGGGAUGCAGUGAACAAACUGCACAGAACAUCAGCUAUUUUCAAAGUCCCAGCUACCCGACGGCGGUUCGAACCAGGUUGGCCUGCAGUUUGGCCGUGGGUCUUCGCUGGAACGUACGGCAGGUGUUGCUGGAAUUCGUUUUCUUCGAAAUGGCACCUCCAGUUGAUGGGAAUUGUCUCAAUGAUCAAUUGAUCAUAUCGGUACAGAACAGCUACCGGAAGUAUCCGAUUCUUUGUGGCAUCAACAGUGGUCAGCAUGUUUAUCUUCAGAUCGAUAGAGAGUAUUCGCACUUUCUGUACUUGACGGCUGUUUCCAACUCUGAGGAACCGAAAGCAUUUAAUAUUCGAAUAAUUCAGAUAGUAACACUGGAAGCUCCGGAAGGGUGCCUGCAGUAUUUCGACCGAGUAAACGGGUAUAUAAAGUCAUUCAAUUAUGACAACCAAUCAGUAAUUGUUCGCAAAAGGAAUCCUAGCUACUUGAACAAUCUUAAUUACGCGAUCUGUAUCAAGCGAACGUCUCACUUCUGUGGCAUAACGUUCACCAACGUUGGCGAAGAUGGCGAGCCGAACGAGUUUCAACUAAUCAAUGUCGACGAAGAGGGAGCCAGCCUGGUUCAGCCCAACUCGGCCGGUGUGGAAAUCUACAGUUGUCCAGAUGAUUAUAUUGCUAUCAACUAUCUGCGGUUGUGUGGAGAGCGACUGAACGACGGUUCCAGCAGCGAAGAUUACACCCGAAACAGUCCCGUAACGGACGAUAGUGGGGGUCCAAUAGUUGUUCCCGUUCGCUCCAAUGCUGAGAUUGUUGGGCGCGGGUUUAAGCUUAUGUAUCGGCAGGAAAUUUGUAAAAAACGAAAAUGA
Messenger RNA from Topomyia yanbarensis, 1567 nucleotides. RefSeq lists its product as uncharacterized. Bases 407 to 1567 code for a protein of 386 amino acids. Lineage: Eukaryota; Metazoa; Arthropoda; Insecta; Diptera; Culicidae. The transcript has 5 exons. The record is from RefSeq and is a predicted model, not a curated record.